UACGGUCUUCUGUUCCUCCUAAAUGCCUUUGCAACAAUGAAAACAUCAGGCACGCAGCUGCAGGGAAACCAGAAGACAGUCUGGGAUUGAGACAGUUGUUAUGCGGCUGCACUGUGUUUUAGACAAAACUAUCACGCAGCUGGUACUUUAAUAACUGACACGAUGAAGAGACGUUUGACGGUGCAAGAAUCUCCGAGGAGAGAACUGGACCCUCCCGACAGCGAGCAGGACUCUGAUGAAGCCAGCGAAAGCGAGGACACGGAUGGUGACUUCGAGGUCUCGCUGGAGUCUGAAUCCUCCGAUGCGUCCAGUGAUUGUGGGGAGUCCACGGAGAAGACAGAAGAUCUGGAUGAAUGGAAAUCCACGAAUGGACAAAUUGUCUGGCAUCGCACUGAAGCUGAGACGCUGCGUUACUUUCCAGAGAAAUGUGCGCCCUGGGGACCGACACGGUACGCCACCUCCCGCAUCACCUCUGUCAAGUCCUGCUUCGAUCUGUUCAUCACAGAUGAGAUCAUCCAGCUGAUUGUGGACAUGACAAACGUACAAGGGAGACGUUCCGUCAGUCAGUGGAAGGACAUCGAUGCCACUGACCUGCAGGCGUACAUCGGGCUGCUGCUUCUGGCUGCUGUGUACAAGUCACGGAACGAGUCCACCUGCAGCCUGUGGGGUGAACACACCGGACGGGCCAUCUUCAGGGCCACCAUGUCCCUACACACAUUCAGUAGGAUAAACUCUCAUCUGUGGUUUGAUGACAGGCAAACACGACCUGCGCCCCACAAGCAAGACAAGCUGGCUGCCUUCAGGACCAUCUGGGAGAAGUGGAAGUAUCGCCUCCCCCUUCUCUUCAACCCGGGCAGUGAUGUCUGCGUCGACGACCAGCUCGUCCCGUUCAAAGGUCGCUGCGUGUUCCGCCAGUACAUGCCCAGAAAACCAGCGAAAUAUGGCAUAAAGAUCUGGGUCGCCUGCGACGUCCUCACGUCUUACGCGUGGAAGAUGCAAAUCUACACCGGUAAAACUGCCGGCAGUCCCCCGGAGGUUGACCGGGGAAAGAGGGUCGUCCUGGACUUGACGGAGGGGCUCGAGGGCAACACCGUGACCUGUGACAAUUUCCUCACAUCUUAUGCACUGGCGGAGGAGCUCCUGAAAAGAAAACUUGCUCUGGUCGGCAAAAUAGGGAAAAACAAGCCAGAGCUUCCCCCGCAACUUCUGCAGACGAAUCAGAGAGCGCCCCAAUCCUCCCUCUUUGCGUUCACCAGGACGCACACAGCGGUGUCCUACAUACCGAAAAAGGGGAAGAACGUGUUGCUCCUCAGCACCAAGCACCGAGAGCCGGAGGUGAGUAACAAGGAGCCCCGACAGCCAAAGAUAAUCCUCGACUACAACAGUUGCAAAGGAGGUGUGGACAACUUCGAUAAGAGUAUCAGCACCUACAGCUGCAGGAGAAGAACCUGUCGGUGGCCACUUGUUCUAUUUUAUAACAUCCUGGACGUCUCGGCAUUGAAUGCAUUUGUGCUGUGGACAGCCUUGCAUCCCUCCUGGAACAACAACAAAAGCUUCAAACGGAGGCUGUUCAUGGAGGAGCUGGGGAAAAUGCUAGUGUCCCCACAAAUGCAACGUACACAAAGCCCUCCUCACACACCAGCCGCCGCCGCCAUCGCGAAGGAUGAGCAAGAGUCAGGGGAAACCCCAGAGAAAAGCGGGGACGCAGACUACACCAGCAGAAAACUAAGGAGGCCGUGCCAGUUCUGCACUGGAGGAAAACGAAAAAUCGCCAGCACCUGCAACAUGUGUAACAAGCAUAUUUGCAAAGACCACACAUUCUCAUACUGCAGCUCCUGCGGCCACUGAGCUGAACUUUAACCCACACACCACCCUUUCGAUUCAGUAUGCUUUAUUGACAUGAAUGUCGGGGAACAAUAUCGCGAAAGCGUUAAGUGCAGGUAACAGAGUCAUUUGGGACUUUAUCUCUUAA
Micropterus salmoides (largemouth bass) is the source of this 1972-nucleotide messenger RNA. RefSeq names its product piggyBac transposable element-derived protein 3-like. The coding region runs from base 163 to 1848 and encodes 561 amino acids. NCBI's taxonomy places the organism in Eukaryota, Metazoa, Chordata, Actinopteri, Centrarchiformes, Centrarchidae. The record is from RefSeq and is a predicted model, not a curated record. The transcript is spliced from 2 exons.